This is a messenger RNA of Diatraea saccharalis (sugarcane borer), 459 nucleotides long. NCBI's taxonomy places the organism in Eukaryota, Metazoa, Arthropoda, Insecta, Lepidoptera, Crambidae. The record is from the annotation of a GenBank genome assembly.
AUGUUAAAUAACAUUAAAUAUUCUUUAAUUGAGUUUUUAUUUCAUAAAGCUAGCUUAGACCAACCUCAAAGGAGGCAGGGGGAAGCAACGCCGACGGAGGAAACGGACAUGAAAUUAAAAUUAUUCCGCCUAAUGUAUGAAAGUGUCAGGGACAGCGAUCUAAAAGUGAAAAGGGCUGAAUUAAUCAAUUCCUACUACGUGAAUUCUACAUCUUUUGAGGUUGGCUAUUUAAUGGGUGAUAUAACUGAUAAAUACAAUAUCAUGACUGAUAUAGCUAUGACACUGAAAAGAUUAUAUGAAGAUUGGAAGCCUAUUGAGCAUAUAAAUGCUUAUGAACAAAUAGCAAAUCAGGCUAUAGAGUUGAAUCAUUUGAUUGAAAUCAUAAGGUCGGUUCACAAUAAACAACCCAUACAUGAAACACCUGAAACCCGCAGAGCAUGGCAUAGAAUAAAUAAAUAA